UUUAUUGUGUCUGUAUUGUUUCUAUUUGUAUGUGAUGUCCCUCAAUUCUGACAUCAGGGUCUUUGAUGAUCCCAAUGAUGCAAGGAUCCACAUGGCAGCAUUAAUUAGUGAUGCUUAUCUCCAUGAUGCCAGGGCUGCCAUGGCCAAGAAAAACCCUGCCUUUCCUCAAAGAAAAACGAGAAAAAGCAGGAAGAGAUCCCUCACUAAUCCACUGGUCACAGGCAGGCGUGAGAAACGUCGGGAAACCCACUGCCCUGGAUCGGCUGCUUCUCAAUCCAGAAGAAGGGAUCCAGUGCAUGAGGAAGGCCUUCAGAUAGAAGAUCAAGAGUUGGCAAGUCUUGAAACAAGACUCCAAGAGUUAAGGGACACCAUAACUGCAGACCAGGUUCCGGAGGGAACAGACAGAAUGGUUUCUGCUUGGGAACAAAGGCAGCUUCUCACAGAUGUGAGAAUGAAAAAUGCUAGGCCUAUGCUUUUUGAUGCAAAGCUCUCAGCCGAGAGAGUAUUGGUCCAAAAUUGUCACAGAUGCUGUGCUGUAGAAGCUGUGAUUAGGUGCCUGGACUGUGUACCACUGGACAUGGAGUACCUCUGUUCUACCUGUGACAUGGAGGCCCACAAGAGAAAUGUCUUCCAUGACAGAGAGGCUGUGUUCCAUGGAUUUCUUGAGCCCAUUCCCCCUACAACUGCUGUGGUGGUGAAUGAAAAUGGCCAGCCUCAGUUUUGUGAACAAAUAUGUCAACUGCCUGUUCCUGCACCAAGGUCAAUUUGUGAAUGCACUCAUGACUUCACAAUCACUCCAGGGAAGCAUAUUUCUGUGGUUACCAUCAAUGGACGAUACGAUGUCUGCUUGCCUCGGAAAUCCUGUUCAUCAUGCUCUGCAGAAUGGACUCCCGAGGUGAAGGACCUGCUCACUUAUCGGUACUGGCCAGCUAGCACCAGCUGCCAGACCCUAUACAAGUUUGAUGUCUUCACCUCUUUUGAACAUAUGAAGGUGACGGCACCAGCCAUGUCCAGGCAGGCCUUCCUGAAAAUGUUGGAGCACAGAUCUGUACAAGCUGGAAGGACAGGUAGUAUCUGUGCUGAUACAUUUCAGCGAAGCUUUUUUGAGUUUACCUUCUGUCAAUACAAAGAAGAGGAUAUGUGCCAGGUCCAUCAUUUUGAGUGUCCAGCAUGUUCUCCAGACAUGUUGGCUGUCUGCUCUGAUGGAAACCGAAAACAUUACCGCUUCAGCAAGUCAAAAGGGACUGAGGAGCCAGCCAUAUAUGAGGGCUUGUUCCUGGCCAAGGACGAGGAAGUUGCUACCUUUGUUGACCUUGUCAGAGGCAACAUGAGAAGUGCAAAUGAAAGUGCUGUGUGCGGUACUGCCAAGUUCACCGCUGGCAGAGAGAUGUCAAAAAAGUCUGGUGCUCAGAUAGAUGAGGAGGGCAUUCAAGUUGCAGUUUGCAGACAUGGGUUUCUCUUACGAGGACUGAACCAUUAUCGUGGAGAAAUAUUUGCUUACCCGAUGUUUCUUCAAAGAGAGAUGUCAAAGAAGGCAAAUGUUACCUUCUUCUGUAUGGAUGUUACAUGCAGGUACUGGCCCUACCUUAACAAAGUAGCAGAGGGUUUACCAGAGCUUCUGCCAUUGACAGAAAUGAGGCCAUUUCUGAGCGUUAUGCAUGCCAAAGCCCAUACAGCAAAAUGCGAGGUGAGAUGGGGUGGCAGAAGCCAGGAUGGAGCAGGAAACACGGUGGGAGAGGAAGUGGAGCAGGUGAACAGCUUUCUCUCCAGGGCAGCACUUGUCACAAAAUACAUGACAAAGGCUGGAAGAGUGAACAUGCUAACGCGACAGGCUAUGGGUUGGAACAGAAGAAAGAGGGACAACCUUCAUCAAGUGUUAGCCCACAGAUAUGUCAAAAUCACAGAGAGGGCAAAACUGGAAGCUGCCAGCCUUAGCAACAUCAAGAAGGAGCACAACCUUGAUCAGGAGACAAUACAACAGUGGGUGUGUGAUGUCAGACAAUGGGCGGUUACAGAGAGAGUCUACACUCCAGGUUGUACUGAAGAGCUAAGGGCUGACAUUGAGAACAUCACUGUAACCCUUUUGCGCAAGAAGAAAGAUCUGUAUCGUCGGCAUGAUAGCAACCAGGCAAGACAAAGAAAGAAAAAGAAAAUGACAGAGUUGAAGAAGAAGCUUCGCGAAAAGGUCUUGCAAUACAACACCGUAGUGGAAGGAGAUCCGAUUGACGAGGAAUUGGCUUGCAGUCUGACAGAGGGAUACAUCCUACCAUGGGAGAGACACAAAGAUGGCAACACCUUCAGGUUGAAGAGAUCUAUCUUCGACCAGGUAAUGCUGCUGAAACGCUUGGAGGAGGAGCAGAGCAUCCUGUUAAAGGAGAUGUCUCAGCACAUCAAGUACCUUCUAAAACAAGUGCAAGAAGUGGAGUCACUCAGAGGACAGACUUUGGAGCGCAUCAAAACCAGCAGUUUCAGUGACCUGACAGAGGACGCUACACAUGGGCUCAACAGUGUCCUCAGUCGGAGGGGUCACUCACUUAGAAGUCAACACAAACAGGCUGUUAAUGCGUACAGCAGUAUAGCCACUAUGGAAUGUGAUUUUCUUUCCAUACAGGAGGACAUUGAGGAGUGGGAUGACAAUGGCUUCACCAGCCCCGAGUCUGAGGAAGAAGACACCUAAAGACUGCUGCCAAACAACACAGAGGAACUGGAGAUUUGUACAAAAAAAUCUUGCCUUUGUUUUUAAAUAGCUGUACCAAAGUAUCUACUGGAAAGUUUUUGUAGAUUCUGUAUUUUUAUUAAAAAAAAAAAAAAAAAAAA
This is a messenger RNA of Labeo rohita (rohu), 2817 nucleotides long. RefSeq lists its product as uncharacterized. Lineage: Eukaryota; Metazoa; Chordata; Actinopteri; Cypriniformes; Cyprinidae. The coding region runs from base 35 to 2677 and encodes 880 amino acids. The record is from RefSeq and is a predicted model, not a curated record. The transcript is spliced from 19 exons.